Messenger RNA from Ixodes scapularis (black-legged tick), 732 nucleotides. RefSeq lists its product as uncharacterized. The coding region runs from base 130 to 732 and encodes 200 amino acids. The transcript is spliced from 2 exons. The record is from RefSeq and is a predicted model, not a curated record. NCBI's taxonomy places the organism in Eukaryota, Metazoa, Arthropoda, Arachnida, Ixodida, Ixodidae.
UUACCCACCACCGCGCGACGCGAAGAGCCUUCAAAGGUUCCUUGGAAUGGUCGGUUUUUAUCGGCAGUUCAUUCCAGGGUGCGCUGGACUCACACGGCCACUGAACCUGCUGCUCCACAAAGGUUCAAGAUGGGCCUGGGGCGGAGAACAAGAGAAAUGCCCCCCGGAGGAACCAGAAUGGGCGGCGCCAUCCGGGAAGGCGACCUUCCACUUCCCGGGAUACCGGCGGAGCCAGCUGGCCCAACUCCCAGGGUGGUCAACCCUUCCGGCAGAAGACCAGUCAGCCCAACGCACCGGGUGGCCAACCCGUUCGGCAAGAGAAUGGCCAGACAAGCCGACAGGGUGGUCAACCCGGUUGGAGGGGGAACGGCCAGACCAACCAACAGGGUGGUCAACCCGGUUAGCAAGGAGCAAGACGAACCAACCGUCAGGGUGGUCAACCUGGUUGGCAGAGACGGGGUGAGCAAUCCCGACGUCGACCACGUCAACGAAGGCAGGGUGGCGGAGACGCGGAGGACCGGAGAGUCCCAGGGACACGCUGAAGGACGAGGUGCUGAAGACUAUGCCGGUGCAGAAGCAGACGCGUGCCGGCCAGCACACCCGCUUCAAGGCCUUUGUGGCCAUUGGGGACUUCAACGGCCAGUGCUCCAAGAGCUCCAAAAAGGUGCCAGUCCUGCCAUGUGCUCCCAAGAGGUGGCCACGGCCAUCCUUCAAGCCAUCAUCCUGGCAUAG